AUGGAAGAAUUGCAAUCUACUUUGCCUCCUGAUAGGAAGCUAAAAGCGGGGCGGGAAUAUAUAUGGAACAGAAAAAGUAAGAGGAAAGCUGAGUAUUGGAAAUAUUACUUAGAGUACGUCGAGAAUGGAAAACUACGAGCUGAAUGUAAGUUUUGUCCUAAAACUUUUGCUGCUGAUGGUAAUCUUAAUGGUUCAAAAAAUUGUGGGAGUAGGAUUAUUAACUUGAAUGAUGUUAGAGAUGCAUUGAUUCACAUGAUUAUUGUUGAUGAGUUACCAUUUAAGCAUGUGGAAAAACCCGGUUUUAGGCACUUUGUGCAAGUUGCAUGUCCACAAUUUCACAUUCUAUCUCGUGUUACCAUUGCUCGUGAUUGUUUAAAGUUGUAUUAUAGUGAAAAAGAGAAAUUGAGAGAAAUGUUUAAGACAUGUCAAAGAAUUUCUGUGACCACUGAUACUUGGACUUCAAUACAAAGAAUUGAUUAUAUGUGUCUUACAGCUCAUUUUAUUGAUAAUGACUGGAAAUUGAAUAAAAAGAUCAUAAAUUUUUGUCCAAUUUCUAGUCAUAAAGGAGAGGCUAUUGGAAAAGCAGUUGAGGCAUGUUUAGAGUAUUGGGGUAUUGAUGAUAAACUUUUUACUGUCACUGUUGAUAAUGCUUCUUCAAAUGAUGUUGCUUGUGCACACUUGAGUAGAAUGGUUAGAAGAACAGGAUGUAUUAAUGAUGGAAAAAAUCUUGAUGUUAGAUGCAUAGCUCAUAUCAUUAAUUUAAUUGUGUGGGAUGGUAUUAGAGAACAUGGUGUGUGCAUUGAUAGAGUUAGAAAUGCUGUGAAAUAUGUUAAGAAUUCCCCUACAAGAAUACUUAGAUUCAAAGAUCUUGUGCAAAAAGCAAACAUAAAUUCAAAAUCUUCUUUAUCCUUUGAUGUCCCCACUCGUUGGAACUCCACAUACAUAAUGUUGGAAACGACUUUGAAGUUUCGACGUGUUUUUAGUGGGUUAUCUCUUCCUGAUGGAGAGGAUUUGAAUGACAAUGAAAGGCCUCCCGAACCCAAAGAUUGGGAAAAAGUGGAGAGCUAG
This is a messenger RNA of Chenopodium quinoa (quinoa), 1068 nucleotides long. RefSeq names its product zinc finger BED domain-containing protein RICESLEEPER 2-like. NCBI's taxonomy places the organism in Eukaryota, Viridiplantae, Streptophyta, Magnoliopsida, Caryophyllales, Amaranthaceae. The transcript has 3 exons. The coding region runs from base 1 to 1068 and encodes 355 amino acids. The record is from RefSeq and is a predicted model, not a curated record.